Molecule: messenger RNA, 1288 nt
Organism: Episyrphus balteatus (marmalade hoverfly)
Lineage: Eukaryota; Metazoa; Arthropoda; Insecta; Diptera; Syrphidae
Gene: Stlk
Product: putative serine/threonine-protein kinase STE20-like
Exons: 4
Coding region: 143-1201 (352 amino acids)
Biological process (GO): protein phosphorylation
Molecular function (GO): protein serine/threonine kinase activator activity; protein kinase activity; ATP binding
Source: RefSeq, a predicted model, not a curated record
UCCAACACAAACCAAAAAUUUCUUGUCGGCUUUUAUUUUUUGUUUACAAAAUCAAACAAAAUUGUGUUCUUAUUAGAAAAAAACAAAGCCAAAAUAAAAACAAAACAAAAAAAAAAAAAACUAGUUUCUGAAAUUUCCUAAAAUGUUCAGUUCCAAUCUCAAAGACUAUGAUUUAAAAAUAGAAUUAGCCAAAUGUUGCAAUGGCAUUGCCACAGUAUUCCUUAGCCAGUACAUCCCGAAUUCCCACCAUGUAGCAGUUAAGAAAUAUCGCAUGGACAAAGCCUCCAAAGAGGAGAGCAACAUGAUUUGCGAUGAGAUCUUAACUAUGCGUCAAUUUAAUCAUCCAAAUAUUCUAUCAUUCCACACGGCUUUUGUCCAUGCUGCCGAAAUGCAUUUAGUUGCUCCACUUAUGUGCUUUGGUAGUUGCAAGGACACCAGCAGGAAUUGUUUUAGUACCGGUUUCCCGGAAAUAUUUGUCGCUUUAAUAUUGCGUGAUGUUCUCGCUGGGCUAGAGUACAUUCAUCGCAAAGGUUACAUCCACCGAUCCAUUCGUGGUAGUCAUAUUCUCCUUAACCAGACAAAAGCAGUCAUUUCUGGUUUUAGGGAAUGUACGAGCAUUGUUUCGCAUGGAGAACGUGCCAAAACUUUACACAAUCUAGCGCCAUUCAGCAAAAAGAGUCUGAAUUGGUUGGCACCGGAGGUUCUUGAACAGAACUUGAUUGGUUAUACAGAAAAAUCAGAUAUUUAUAGUGUUGGGAUAACAUCAUGCGAAUUGGCCAAUGGCAUGGAACCUUAUGCCGAUAUAGAACCAACAUUUAUGUUCACAGAAAAGAUUCGUGGAAAUGUUCCCACUCUGCUCGAUCGUUCUACUUGUCCCAGCGAAGAGAUGAUGGAUGCAUCAAUGCUGGAAAGCACAAUGGUUGUUAAAGCAGGUCAUAUCUAUAGUCAGCGUGUAUUUUCGGAUGAUUUUCAUCAAUUCACUGAAAGUUGCUUGGAAAAACGUCCCACCAAUCGCAGCAGUGCUAUGCAACUUCUAAGUCAUCCCUUUUUUAAACAAUGUCGAUAUACUAGUAUUUUAGAUCAAUUGACACGAUUUGGUUUGGAAACAAUGGAUUAUACACAAUUAAGAGAUGAAAGCUUAACUAUAUGCAGCGAACUUGCCGAUAUCAAUAUGAAUGGAAAUUUCGAAUGGGAUUUUUAAUACAUAAUCAAAUAAUGUAAAUAAUAAAAAAAAGUUUAUCAAAAAAAGGUGCUCUCAAUAAAAAUGGCACAUAUGCGUACGUUCUAA